Messenger RNA from Diaporthe amygdali, 1347 nucleotides. Its product is annotated as glycoside hydrolase family 16 protein. Gene Ontology annotation, biological process: fungal-type cell wall organization; carbohydrate metabolic process. Gene Ontology annotation, cellular component: fungal-type cell wall. Lineage: Eukaryota; Fungi; Ascomycota; Sordariomycetes; Diaporthales; Diaporthaceae. The coding region runs from base 1 to 1347 and encodes 448 amino acids. The record is from RefSeq and is a predicted model, not a curated record. The transcript is spliced from 3 exons. Gene Ontology annotation, molecular function: glycosyltransferase activity; hydrolase activity, hydrolyzing O-glycosyl compounds.
AUGUUCCUCCCAAGGUCAUUGCGGGCAGCUGCCACAGCUGCGCUUCUCGCCAGCUUCGCGGCGGCUCAGACAUCUACCGACUGCAACCCCACACAAACAACAUGUGACGCUGAUCCAGCCUUGGGAAUGGCCAUCGAUGUCGACUUCACUCAGGGCGAAGUCAACUCAUUCACGGCCAGUGGUGGUACGCCGACAUACGGCUCUGAUGGCGUCACCUUCACAAUCAGCAAAUCAGGCGACGCACCACAGCUGAACAGUGUUUUUUACAUCAUGUUCGGAAAAGUCGACAUCACCCUGAAAUGCGCAUCUGGAACCGGAAUUGUCACUUCUGUCGUGCUCCAAUCCGACGACCUCGAUGAGAUAGACAUGGAAUUCCUCGGCGUUGACAACUCUCAGGUCCAGCUCAUGUAUUUUGGCAAGGGGCAGAGGGCGACCGAUCCACUUGUCUACGCCGCCGCUCCCAACAACCAGGACGAGUUUGUCACCUACUCGGUCGACUGGACCUCGGAGCGCAUUGUGUGGUCAGUCGGUGGCACUGAUGUGCGCGUCCUGGAGGCGUCCACAUAUCCCGACUACUAUCCGCAGACUCCCAUGCAGCUCAAGUUCGGCAUUUGGGCUGGCGGCGAUCCCAGCAACUCAGAGGGCACCAUCUCUUGGGCCGGCGGUUCGACGGACUACUCGCAAGGCCCGUUCUCUGCAGCGGUGCAGAAGGUUGAAGUCACCGACUACUCGACCGGAAGCAAAUACUCAUACGGCGACAUGUCCGGGACGUGGGAGUCCAUCAAGAGCGACAACGGCGAGAUCAAUGCCAACGCGGGCCAGGCUGCGACUGUCACCACCGUGAGCGGGAGCACCUCAACUGGCUCUUCGAACUUCCCCGGCAGCGGCAUUUCGGGCGGAUCGUCGACCAGCGUCUCGAGCGUGGACGCGAUCCCCAGCGGCUGGCGCAUGACAUCGAGCGGCAAGAUCGUGCCGAACAGCUCGACAGCGGGCCCCCUCACAACCUCCUCCUCGCCGGCCUCUUCGGCCUCUCCGUCCUCGCAGCCUGGGGCGGCCGCUGGCGGUGAAGAAACCAUCACCACCUGGGACGGACAAGGCUUCCUCACCACCAUGACAGUGGCGUCCGGGUGGGCGACGGCGAGCAAGAGCUACGACGACCAGGGCUUCCCCGUGUCCACGAGCGCGCCCGAGGCCCCGCCGCUCGCCGCCGCCGAUCCUAACAGCAGGGCCGGCUCCAAGACGGCCGUCUCGGGCGGCGCCAGAUCCGCCAGCGCGACGCCGUGCGGGCUGUGGCUGCAGCUCACUGCACCGUUAGUGCUUUUCCUUGCUGGCAUGAUCGCCAUUUGA